ACAUAUUACAUGCACUCAGUUCAUAACUAUAUUAGUAUUGUGCACUCUGAUUCUAAAUUUUGAAUCCGUUUUAUGUGUAAAAGUUGCAUUUCGCUUUAGCAUUCAUUAGUUUCAAAUUCUUAAUCUGCUCUGUAUAGCAAAAAUUUCAUUCGAUUCUGCACUCGUUUCAAAAAUUUCAUUCGACUGAGAGAGAGAGAGAGAGAGUUUGUAGUGAUGGAAGAAGGUGAGAGUUCGGUGGGAGAUUUCGUGUCUGCGAUGAAAUCGGAGAAUUUAAGUUCCGGCGAAUUAGCGCCAGGGGCGGCGGCGGUGAAAUCGGAGCAAUUGUUAGCUUUGCCACCUCCAUUGCCGGCGACGGUGGAGAAGGAAGAGGACAAAGAGAUGAUGUGUCCAAUUUGCAUGCAAAUUAUGAAUGACGUGUUCCUCACGGCGUGUGGACAUAGCUUCUGCUACAUGUGCAUUGUCACUCAUUUACAGAACAAAAGAGCUUGUCCCUGUUGUUCUGUUUGCUUAACUGUUAAGCAGCUUUAUCCUAAUUUCCUCCUCAAUAAGUUAUUGAUGAAGACCUCUGCUCUCCAAAUAGCCAGAAGGGCCACGCCUUUGGAACAACUUUCUCAAGCAAUACAGCAGGGAAGCGAGGUGUCUGUUAAAGAGCUUGAAAGCCUCUUAUCACUUCUUAUGGACAAGAAAAGGAAAAUGGAGCAAGAAGAAGCUGAAUCAAGUCUCCGGAUUAUGCUUGAGUUUCUCCAGUUUUUGAGGAAGCGAAAGGUUGAAGAGCUUAAUGAGGUUGAAAAUGAUCUCCAGUUCAUUAAAGAAGAUAUAAGUACUGUGGAGAAACAUAGAGUGGAAUUGUAUAGGGCAAGGCAUAGAUAUGCAGCAAAGAUGAGAAUGCUAGUAAAUUAUUCUUCUGCGGUGACAGUUCCGCCUUCAUUGAUAGAUAAGCAAGGUAGUGGCAUUGUUUCUGGUUCCUCAAUUUCACAGCAACAAGGAUAUGCUGCUUCAGACACUUCACAGAACAGGAAAGCAGAUGCAAGAGCUCCAGAGAAUGUUCACAGGACAGAUUCCGACUCGCAGAAUUCUGAUCAAUCUGGACUUGCGACAGCAAGAAAGAGACAUAUCUAUGCACAGCUCGAUGAUAUACAAGGUUAUUAUUUGCAAAAGCGGCGACACUGCACAAAACAGUCACAUAGACAGGAAGAAAGGGUAGCAAACGUCAUAAACAGAGAAGGUUAUUGUGCAGAACUUGAGGAUUUUCAAUCUGUUCUAUCUACCUUUACGCAAUACAGUCGGUUGCGGGUUGUUGCUGAACUUAGGCCUGUCGAUCUUUUCCACUCAGCUAAUGUUGUCUCAAGGUAAAGAGCUUAUUGCAUGUAGAAAGAUUCCAUGAGCUAGAGGAGUUCUAAUAAGUACUGAAGGCAAGAAUGUAGCUCCCUCCAAGAGGCCAAUUUUUAAAGUUAUAAAAUUUAAAUGAUGAUCUAUGUUGCUCGGACUCUCCGAAAAUAUGGCCGGAUACGUGUCAGAUCCUCCAAAAGUAGUGCAUUUUUGAAGGAUCCGACACGGAUGCGCUACAUUUUGUAGAGUUCACGCAACAUAGAUGAUGAUGCCAGUCUGUUGAUGUGUUACCACUA
Molecule: messenger RNA, 1625 nt
Organism: Nicotiana tabacum (common tobacco)
Lineage: Eukaryota; Viridiplantae; Streptophyta; Magnoliopsida; Solanales; Solanaceae
Source: RefSeq, a predicted model, not a curated record